UUGUUGAACCGCUUGCAUCAAGGUCCACAUCACAAAUUGAUGCAGGAGCGUAGCCCGACCUGCGCCCGUGCACCGCACUUCGUUCACCCCAAGAGUGCUGGGACCAACGCCACGGAAAGUGCGGCGCUAACAUCCGAAAGUGUUCACAGCAAUCUGAGCAAUGCUGAGACUUCAUCUUGUGCUGAUGGUGAUCUGAAGCUGAUGGAUUUCACUCCUCAUGGGGCGAGCACUUCAUGUUGCCCUCUUUCAAAGAUGGAAUGCUCAGGCUGUGCAUCAUUUUCAGGUGGCACCUGCCAUAAAUGCGAAGGUGGUUUCAUCAAACGUGGUGGUGUUUGUGUGUCCUGUGCCAGUUCCAGUGAUUGGGUUAGUGAAGCAGGCCUCUCUUGCUUGCAAAUUGCAUCCUCGGAUUGCAACGACAUUCCAGUCAAAGGUCAAAGUAGCAACCAGGCCUGCUGCACCUGUGGUGGUGGUCAUUUGACACCAACACCUUUCGAGUAUCCCAGGCUUCGCUGGUCGUUGUCCUCAGAGAUUUUGUUGAAACCUGAGCCUCGCACGGCAGAUCGCUACACGGUGGAUUCUGCUUGUGAGUUGGCAGCCCACAACCUGACCAUGGACGGCUCCACGGGUGUCAUUUCCUAUGUAUCAGGAAAGGACAAACCAAAGGAGGGCUUCAGUUUCCAAUGUGAAGUGACUGCCCAUCAGGCACCGCAGGUGAGCCUCACUGCAAUUGUAACACUUGCAGCUGACUAUUUGAACUACAAGUCAGAAGCAUUAGUGUUCCACAGUUCCACCACAGCAGCUCCACUGGGCUCAUCAUCUUGGCACAAAUUUGCAAUGACCUGUGCGCCUGAAGUCCCGUGGCUUCACUUGAACUCACAAAGUGGAACACUCAGUUUGACAAGCGCUAGCAGCAGCGGUGGUGUUUCUGUGGUUGAUGAUUUCCUUGGCCAGGAUGGGGCAGUUUGUGUGGUUUCUGCUUGGCUUCACAACCCAGCCAAACAACAUCAAACGUCCUUUGCCGUGCUGAAGCCACGGCCGUGGCCCAGCUUGCAAUAUGACUUGGCCAGCGUAUCUGUCUCACUGGGGCAGGAGCUGCCUCCAUUGAAGCCUCAAGUGCAUUCAGAGCCCGGAACUAUGAAGCCUUUCACUUUCAACAUGGCAUGCAGUGUGUCGGGCUCCAGUGGCUCCAGUUUCUUCUAUGAUCGACUUCUACACAUGGGCUUUUGUAGAUGGUCACAGUGUGCUGGAACUUGAUCUCGAUGGACAGAUCACUGUGGCACCGGCGGCCACCUUGACUUCUCUUUUCGAUCGUUCGACGCAGGAUCAGAGCCGCAAGUCCAUCACCUUGUCCUGUCGGAUCUUCGGCAUCUUUCCAGACGUGUCGCUUCAUCCGGUUCAAACGACCAUGACCAUUCACAUUCAGGACAGCAUUUGUUGGGUGAAUCAAGCCAUCCGUGGUGUGGCCAUCUUAGAUGCAGCUGCCACAUCUUCGGUGCAAUGCCGCAGUCGGUGCAGGUCAAGUGAGGUCUGUGCCAACUAUCGCUUUGCCUCUGGCUCGUGCCUGCGCUAUGAUGUGCGGCAAGAUGGGCAGGAAGUGACUGUGAAUGCCAAAGUCACCAAUUGCACGGAGGCAUCGUGCAUGCAAGUCAUACAUGGUAAGUGGUACCUUGCAGGAAGAUAUUGCCCAAUGGGCUAUGAUGCUUUGAAGGGUGGGAUCAUUUACCGUCGUGAGCAUGUCACCCCACAGGAUGCCGUGUAUCUCUAUCGUCAUCGACCAGGUGACAGCUGCUCGGCUAGUCAGUGGAUUUUGCAAAAGAUCGCCGAGGGCGACUAUGCCGAUGCGUCGCGAGGCAUUUUCGAACUCAAAGGCCCAAGCCUCGAAUGUCUGGCGCACGACAAGGUCCAUUUUGCCCUCAACGCCUGCCCAACCGCGCCAUUGCAGUGGGAACAGGAGGACGAGGAAGCUUUGCCAUCUCUAGUCUUGGAUGAUCCAGGAACGCCAGAUGCAGCCGACUACUGGCUUCAUCCAUGCGAUUGUGCACCUACUGCCUGGACAACUGAAGCCCCAGUCAACGCUGAGAGUUUUGAAGACCUCCCCGCAGAUAGUCGCAACAACUUCAUUCCAAGCCCCUACUCUGUGGUUUCAGGACAGUUGGUGUGUCCAUCCAGGCAGCUGCUCCCAAAUGGCAUCCAUUUCCAAACCGAAGAGGAACUGCAAGAGCCCUCCGACUGCGAAUCUCGCUGCCGCGAUGACGAAACUUGUCAGUUCUUCUGGCAUGGUUCACAACAUGGUGCAGCGACAUGCCGGCUUUUCAGCGGCUGUGAUACCUUGGUGAGGGAGUUUAGUUUGGAAGGUGAUUUGAAGGUCUUGCCCCGGUCUCGAAGUUGCCAAGUGGCAGAUGCGGAUGCAUGUUGGGCUACCAGCCUUCGCCGGAGCUUUCUUUCCAUGAGCUUUGAUCCUUCAGGAACGGGCCCUGCCCAGCCGAUUGUGCCAACUGACACUGUGCCACCUAAGCCCGAUGAUCCACCUGCAGAGGGCAUGGUCUCCUGGUUCAAAAGUGAAAACGCCGGAUCGACUUGGCCCAGUUCAGUGGGAAAUUUUGAAGGAAAGGCGCUACACAAAUCGGUGACCAGGGAGGUCGUUGCUGGCUAUGGAGCGGACCGGCCAGUGACCUACAUCAAAGGAAGAGAAUGGAUGGCCUAUGAGUUUGGCAAAGUCAUUCCCACGACCUUCACUCUUUGCUCAGUGACCCGCUACACUGGGACAGUCGGUAUUGGUGAGCCUCGCGGACGGAUCUUGCAGACGAAGGAAUCAAACUUCCUUCAUGGCCAUUGGUCUGACCGCAUCAACGUUGUCCACUAUAACACAUGGGUCACGGGGACAGACACUCCCCCGACAAACAUGGAGUGGGUAGUCCUGUGCGGGACAAAUGGUGCCCCAAGAGUGUAUUUGGGAGUACGCGGCAACGAUCUCCAAAACAUCGCAACGGCACAGGCUCAACCAUUGAGCCAGGACAACACUCUUGUGAUCAAUACAGGACUGCAUCAUCAAGAAACGUCUGCUUUUGCAUGCAUGGAGGUCAUUACAUGGAAUCGGGCACUAUCACAUGAGGAGAUGGUGACGCUUGUUUAA
Cladocopium goreaui is the source of this 3133-nucleotide messenger RNA. The record is from the annotation of a GenBank genome assembly. NCBI's taxonomy places the organism in Eukaryota, Dinophyceae, Suessiales, Symbiodiniaceae.